Amborella trichopoda is the source of this 1931-nucleotide messenger RNA. RefSeq names its product putative WRKY transcription factor 31. Gene Ontology annotation, molecular function: sequence-specific DNA binding; DNA-binding transcription factor activity. Gene Ontology annotation, biological process: regulation of DNA-templated transcription. NCBI's taxonomy places the organism in Eukaryota, Viridiplantae, Streptophyta, Magnoliopsida, Amborellales, Amborellaceae. The record is from RefSeq and is a predicted model, not a curated record.
CUCUCAUCUCCAUUUUCUCUUCUCUCUCUCUCUCCAACCUUUCUCUCUCUAUGGACAUAUGCGGAGGACUAACUGAUUCAUGUGGGUUUCUUCACUCAAAUGCACCUUCUUUUCUGAAUUCAAGGGUCAUGCGAGAUCCCAUGGACCUCUCUGCAACUUUCAACUCUACAAAACUCAACGAGAAAUCUAGUCAUUGCGAAGUUGAUUUCCUUUCUGAUAAAAAGUCUGGUUUUGUACGCACAAGAAGACUCGAGGAUUUUGAGGUGAAGAAGAAGAUCAAAGAGGAGGAACUUUUGGAUGUCAACACUGGUUUGCGCCUUUUAACUGGAAACAAUAAUAGUUCCAGCCAUCAAUCCACACUUGAAGACGAUGACAUGGGAACUCCUGGAAACAGAAAAGGAAAUAAUGAGGUAAAUGUUCUGCAAGCGGAGCUUGAGCGCGUGAACGAAGAGAACCUUCGAUUAAGGAGCAUGCUAGAGCAAAUUAGCAACAACUACAAAUCUCUUCAUAAUUACUUCAAUUCGUUGGUCCUAACGAGCAAUGGCGAUCAGCAUAUGGAGCAGGAAAAGACUGGGGGUCUGAAAAACCAGGAAACAGGAGAUGGAUUCAUGAUGGUGCCGAGACAGUUCAUGGAUCUGGGUCCUGCCGCAGUGGCCGAAACAGAUAAUCGCUCUCAGUCGCCACCAUCUGAGGGACAAAGCAGUGAGCCUUCAGGCUCUCCCUCCCAUAACUCACAGGGCCUGACCAAGGAUUAUCGCACCAUCCAUCCUUCUUUUGCAGACGACCGAAAGUCCGGAGAUCAUGACUGGAACGAAUCCGCCUUCAAAUUGCACCCUGCUAAAAAUGGAGAUCAGGCUGCUGCUGGGGCAGGAGAGGCCACCAUGAGGAAGGCUAGGGUUUCUGUUCGCGCAAGGUCAGAAGCUGCCAUGAUAAUAGAUGGAUGUCAAUGGCGUAAAUAUGGGCAAAAGUUGGCCAAGGGCAAUCCUUGCCCAAGAGCAUACUAUCGGUGCACCAUGGCAGCGGGCUGUCCGGUUCGCAAGCAGGUGCAGAGAUGCGCAGAAGACCGUAGCAUACUAAUCACCACUUAUGAAGGAAACCACAACCACCCCCUUCCACCAGCCGCGACAGCCAUGGCAUCCACCACUUCUGCUGCUGCAUGCAUGCUGCUGUCUGGAUCAAUGUCAAGUGCUGACGGCGGCAUCAUGAACCCCAACAUCCUCAUACCUUCAUCAUCCACCGUGGCCACCAUUUCUGCUUCCGCCCCUUUCCCGACGGUCACACUGGACCUCACCCAUACCCCUCCCCCACAUCUUCCCCGCUCCCAUUUUCCUUUCCCAUUUCCGGCAACAACAGCAGCACCAGCUCAUCCAUCUUACCCUCCUCAGGCCCUUGCAAAUUCCCUCCUCAACAACCAAUCUAUAUUCUCUGGCCUCCAAAUUUCACCGGGUUUGGAGGCAGCAGGGCAGCUAUCUCUCGCUAACACAGUUAGCGCCGCCAUCACGGCGGAUCCGAAUUUCACAGCUGCUCUUGCAGCUGCAAUUACUACCAUUAUUGGAGGUGGUGGUACUGCCCCCAGCAAUAAUCAAAAUCAAAGUAGUUGCACCACCGCCACAGCCACCGCCGCCACCACCACCACCACCACCACCGCGUCCUCCUUCCUGCAAAGUCAAGACUGAGGCGCUUCGUUCCCCGUCUUUUCCUAUUGUGAAUACAAGUUUUGGUCAAAGGAUGGGUGAAUACAAGUUUUGGUCAAGGGAUUGAGGGGCUCACAUCAUGUGCUUUACCGGACAAGGUUUCGCGAUUUUUUUUCUUUUUCUUGCUCUUUUCUCUUCUUCAAGAGAAAAGUACUCCAUUCAUUCUUUCCAUUCCAAAUCAAUGUUUUUGUUAUCUCAUUUCAAUACAUUCUUUAAGAAAGGCGGCAGUAAAACUUA